Molecule: messenger RNA, 4070 nt
Organism: Hypanus sabinus (Atlantic stingray)
Lineage: Eukaryota; Metazoa; Chordata; Chondrichthyes; Myliobatiformes; Dasyatidae
Product: zinc finger protein 239-like
Exons: 3
Coding region: 997-2004 (335 amino acids)
Biological process (GO): regulation of transcription by RNA polymerase II
Molecular function (GO): RNA polymerase II cis-regulatory region sequence-specific DNA binding; DNA-binding transcription factor activity
Source: RefSeq, a predicted model, not a curated record
GCGGUGUAUUCCUUAACGCUCGGUGCUGAAGUCUGCGGGAUCGAGAAAGGCUUCUCGUCUCGUAUAUCCGGGAGCCGGGGAUCUGGAUUACUGUCUCCGGGCUGAAGAUAUCACUUUCCUAUUGUUAGACCUGCAGUGAGAGAUUUAUUGGAAGAAAAACCCCAACUGGGGGAAAACCACGACUGAUGACGAGGGAGCAGCAACAAGUGAACCAACCCGAGGACUGGGAGCAUCAAUCAGAGAGAACCCAACUGACUCGGAGAUUCCAGUGAUUCAGUCAGGAGAAAUUUUGGCUAAAAACAAGGAAUUUAUCUACGGGAAUCUCGAACACAACAUGCCAAUUUUGCUGUCUCUGUCCAGAUAUUUAAGAAGUGGAGCAAGGGAUUCACUCGAUCAUCCUUCCUGCUCAGGCUGUGGGGAGGGAUUCACUUGGUCAUCUGACCGACUGGCAAAGCGGAAAUUUUACACGGGGAGAGGCCGUUCAUUUGCUCAGACUGUGAGAAUGGAUUCAGUGGGUCUUCUCAACUGAAGGUACAUCAGCAAGUUCACACUGGACAAGGCCAUUCACCUGUUCUGUGAGUGAGAAGGGAUUCAGUCGUCUUCCCACCUGUGGACACACCAGUCAGUUCACACUGGGCAGAGGCUGGUCAACUGCUGAAUUUGUGGGGAAGGAUUCACUCGGUCAUCUGACCUAAUGGCUCACCAGCGAGUUCACACCGGGGAGAGGCCGUUCACCUGCUCAGACUGUGGAAAGGGUUUCACACAGUUAGCUAACCUACAAGCACACCAGUCAGUUCACACUGGGGAUAGGCCGUUCACUUGCUCAGACUGUGGGAAAGGAUUCAAUUCAUCAUCUAAACUGAAAGUACAUCAGCGAGGUCACACUGGGGAGAGGCCAUUCACCUGCUCAGACUGUGGGAAGGGAUUCACUCAGUUAGCGACCCUACAAGCACACCAGUCAGUUCACACUGGAGAGUGGCCGUUCACCUGCUUAGAAUGUGGAAAGGGGUUCAUUCGGUCAUCUCAACUGAAGGUACAUCAGUCAGUUCACUCUGGAGAGAGGCCAUUCACCUGCUCAAACUGUGGGAAGGGAUUCACUUUGUCAUCUCAACUGAAGGUACAUCAGCGAGUUCACACCGGGAGAGGCCGUUCACCUGCUCAGACUGUGGGAAGGGAUUCACACAGUUAUCUGGCCUGCAAGCACACCAGUCAGUUCACACUAGGGAGAGGCCGUUCAACUGCUCAGACUGUGGUAAGGGAUUCACACAGUUAUCUAGCCUGCAAGCACACCAUUCAGUUCACACUGGCGAGAGGGCAUUCACCUGCUCAGUCUGUGGGAAGGGAUUCACUCUGUCAUCUUGCCUACUGACACACCGGUCAGUUCACACUGGAGAGUGGCCAUUCACCUGCUCAGACUGUGGGAAGGGAUUCACUCGGUCUUCUCAACUGAAGGUACAUCAGCGAGUUCACACAGGGGAGACGCCAUUCACCUGCUUGGACUGUGGGAAGGGAUUCACUUCGUCAUCUCAACUGAAGGUCCAUCAGCGAGUUCACACUGGGGAGAGUCCAUUCACUUGCUCAGACUGUGGGAAGGGAUUCACUCAGUUAGCUACUCUACAAGCACACCAUUUAGUUCACACUGGGGAGAGGCCAUUCAACUGCUCAGACUGUGGGAAGGGAUUCACUCGGUCAUCUCAAUUGAAGGUACAUCAGCGAGUACACACUGGGGAGAGGCCAUUCACCUGCUCAGACUGUGGGAAGGGAUUCACACAGUUAGCUGGCCUACAAGCACACCAGUCAGUUCACACUGGGGAGAGGCCGUUCACCUGCAUAUUCUGUGGGAAUGGAUUCACUCAAUCAUCUCAGUUGAAGGUACAUGAGCGAAUUCACACAGGUGAGAGGCCAUUCACCUGCUCAGACUGUGGGAAGGGAUUCACUCGGUCAUCUCGCCUACUGACACACCAGUCAGUUCACACUGGAGAGAGGCCGUUAACCUCCUGUUAAUGUGGGAAUGUAUUCACUCAGUCAUCUAACCUUAUGUAACUCUCACUCCGGCUAGCAGCUUAAUAUAGGGGGUGAUAGCCCCCUAGCUCGGCCAAAUGUGUGUGGAUGCUGCGCCGCGUCCCCUGUUGCAAAUCAAUACCCCAAAAUAACAAACAGUACACAAGAUGUGAUUCAUAAUUCUUACUUUGACUAUAGGGUUAGUAAAGUAAAAAAAAAGGGCCAACUCUCCCCAUUUGUGGCUUCUCAUCUCUCCACAGCAAAAGCCCAUGAAAUUCUCUCAUUCAGACUCACAAGAGAGAACAUUUCUGUCAUUGGAUAGCCCAGCACUCCAAAACCCUGUUAUCUCUAGUUGCAUCCUAAACAUUGCUGCUGCAGAGAAACCACUACCCCAGCAGUGAAACAUUACAGAGAGGUCAUUACAUUAGCAAUGAAACCUUACAGUGUGUUACACUUACAACACACUACCGGGUUCACACAGGGGAGAAAGUUUCAAUAAGAUUCAUGCUGGAUAUUUGUCCAUCACCAUUGCUGAAUGCUAUUUUGAGAGUGAUUGUAAGUGUUGAACUCUGCAAUUAUUGCUGCUGCUCACCACACCCAGUUCUGCACCUGGUCACUGGGCAUGGGAGGAGUUUCUUCUGCUGCAUAUUCACCUUUAAUGGGACUAGAUCUGUGACAAAUGAAUCAGUUCUAGCUUAAGCACUGUCUCUGUUACUUGGUGAAUUUAUAACACACCUAGUGUACAGUAGAGAGUCAACUCAGGCCGGCUGAACACUGCCAGUGAUUCUGUUCCACAACAGAUCUUUCAAAUCCUCCCCUGUUGUUCACCUCUCACUCUCCCUGGGAUGAGGUCCAAAUAGUCAUCACUCUGUGGGUGAAUAUGUUUACCUUGAAUUUCUUGCAGACUGAAGAAGUCGAGCUGACUGCGCAUCUGUCUGAGAUGUUCUUUGCCUCUCUAAUCUCUGGGCUGAGGAAGAAUGACAUUGGGAGUUAACCUCCUUAAUCACGACUCAUGUCCACAUUAUGGGUCACUUUCCCCACUUCUAAAAUGUUGUUAGCGAACACCACUGUCUUCUAAAGACUGGAAGCAGAGUGGGAAGUCAUCAAUUGGAUUUUCAAUGAAGCUGGGUCAGAAACCAGAGGCAGGUCUGCACAGAGCAGAAUUUGGGGCCCUGGACGAUGUUCCGGGUGAGAACGUACGAUGAGGAGAGGGGAUUCAGCAACAGGGCAUGUCAACGAAUGACAUUUGGAAGCAGAUUGACAGAGAAAGUAAUUAGGUUAUCUGACUGACGACACAAACACUACCUGUGGUGAGGUGCUCCACUGGUUGAGGAACAUGUGUGUUAGGAAUGGUUUUAUCUAUUGGGGGAGUUGUUCCUGCUUGUUUAUCCUGUAAUAUUAUAACCAGAUGGAUUGACCUAUCUGAAAUAAUGUAUUGAUGAUCAUAUAAUUUGCAAGAUUUUGGCUCUAAAACUGGAUCAGGCUUGAAUUUAUUGUGUUUUCAUGAGGUGAUGGAGGGCAUUCAUGAGUUUGUAUUUUAAAGCAAGAUUUUGGUGAAUGAUAUUUGCCACUUGAUUGUACCUGUGUAAGUAAUCAGAUUGAGUUAAACUGCUGCAGGAUCCUAGAAUGUGUUGCACUGUGUCUGGUUUCUCUUGGCCUUUUCUGCACUUACUGCCUUGUUUGUUUGUAUUUCAUGAAGUUUAGAUUUGUUUUACUUUUGUUACCCACCUCGUCCUGUAUUUCCGCAAGGAACUCCUCUGUUUCUGGGAAGAAGUCUCCAACUCUCAGUCAGGUGCUCGAUGCUUCCUUGUCACCAUCUCGUCUGCUCAGAUCAUUGGGAUGUCUCCCAUGGAGGGUCAUACACAUUUCACUGGUUAAUGUUUUCAUCCAGAGUGAUGAUUUAUUUUUCUGAGCCAGCUUGUCAUUUAAGUUUUAUGGUCUGUAUUUCUUAUCAUAAUUGCAUAUACACACAUGGAGUCAGUUCAGUUCCUCCGCCAUAUCCUUAUCUCCAUUUACAAUUUCUCCAACAUCAUUUUCUUUCAGUCCUAUAUCUACCUCACCUGUUUUUU